GCGGGGUAAGGGGCAGCCCCCUGACGGGUUAGGGGCUGGGUCAGAAAAGCUGCCUCACGGGCGCCCGCUGGCCCCUACGCUCCCUCCCUCUGUCCCUCCCCACGCUCCCCGCCCGGGCCUCCCUUGCAGUCUCCGCUGCGCCCUCCCGGAGGCAGCGCUCGUCGCGGCCUCGCCAUGUCCCAGCCAGGCCAGAAGCCCGCCGCCUCCCCGCGACCCCGCCGCGCCGCAGCGGCCCGCCACACCCAGGAGCAUGCCAAUGAGAAAAACAGUGACUCGCCUUCCAAGUCAGGAGAAAAGAAAGGAUCGGAUGAGAAAAAAGCAACAAGCCAUGGGAGCAGUCAACCCUCCAGAACCCAUGCUGGUGGAACAGCUCCAGCCACCAAGGUGUCCACUUCCUCUGCUUCAACCAGCAAGUCUUCCAGUAUGAAUCCCACAGAAACCAAGGCUGUAAAAAUAGAACCUGAAAAGAAGUCACAGUUAACUAAGCCAUCUGUGGUUCAUGAGGAAAAAACUCAAGAAGUAAAGCCAAAGGAACACAGAGAGCCAAAAAGCCUAUCCAAACAUGCUUCAGAUACAGGUAGCAAGCAUGCCCAUAGUGAAAAAGCAGUUUCCGGAUCAAGUGAGCAGCCAACAUCAGAGAAAUCAACAAAACCAAAGUCAAGCAUGGAUGCUGCUUUGGAUGACUUAAUAGACACUUUAGGGGAACCUGAAGAAACUGAAGAAGAUAACACAACAUAUACUGGACCUGAAGUUUUGGAUCCAAUGACUUCUACCUACAUAGAGGAAUUGGGUAAAAGGGAAGCCACAAUUCCUCCCAAAUAUAGGGAACUUUUGGCUAAGAAAGAAGGGAUCACAGGCCCUCCUCCAGACUCUUCGAAACCCAUGGGGCCCGAUGAUGCCAUAGAUGCCUUGUCAUCUGACUUCACCUGCAGUUCUCCUACCGCUGGUGGAAAGGAAACUGAGGAAGAGAAAUCUACAGGAGAGGUUUUGAAAGCUCAGUCAGCUGGAGUAAUCAAAAGUGCUGUCCCACUGCACGAGAAAAAAAGAAAGGUGGAGGAGGACACAAUGAGUGAUCAAGCAUUAGAAGCUCUUUCAGCUUCUCUGGGCAGCCGGAAGUCAGAACCUGAGCUCGACCUCAGCUCCAUUAAAGAAGUCGAUGAGGCAAAAGCCAAAGAAGAGAAACUAAAGAAGUGUGGUGAAGAUGACGAAACAGUCCCAGCCGAGUACAGAUUAAAACCAGCCACGGAUAAAGAUGGAAAACCACUAUUGCCAGAAUCUGAAGAAAAAUCCAAACCACUGAGUGAAUCAGAACUCAUUGAUGAGCUUUCAGAAGAUUUUGACCAGAAUAAAUGUAAAGAAAAACAAUCUAAGCCAACUGAACGAACAGAAGAAUCUCAGGCGGGCGCCCCAGCUCCUGUGGGAGAAGAUGUGCCUCAUGCCCCAGCUCCUGUGGGAGAGGAUGUGCCUCGGGCCUCCAUGUGUAGUAUACAGUCAGCACCACCCAAGCCAGCCACCUUGAAGGGCAUGGUGCCAGAUGAUGCUGUGGAAGCCUUGGCAGGUAGCCUGGGGAAAAAGGAAGCAGAUCCAGAAGAUGGAAAGCCUGUGGAGGAUAAAGUCAAGGAGAAAGCCAAAGAGGAGGAUCGUGAAAAACUUGGUGAAAAAGAAGAAACAAUUCCUCCCGACUAUAGAUUAGAAGAGGUCAAGGACAAAGAUGGGAAACCACUCCUGCCAAAAGAGUCCAAGGAAUCGCUUCCACACAUGAGUGAAGACUUCCUUCUUGAUGCUUUGUCUGAGGACUUCGUUGGUCCCCCAAACACUUCAUCAUUUCAAUUGGAGGACGCUAAACUUUCCGCUGCCAUCUCUGAAGUGGUCUCCCAGACCCCAGCCUCAGCCACCCACUCCGCAGUCCCACCCCCUGACACUCCAAGUGACAACAAAGAACUCGAUGAUGCCCUGGAUCAACUUUCUGACAGUCUAGGGCAAAGGCAGCCUGAUCCAGAUGAGAACAAACCAAUAAAAGAUAAAGUCAAGGAAAAAGCUAAAGCUGAACAUAGGGACAAGCUGGGAGAAAGAGAUGACACAAUCCCACCUGAAUACAGAGAUCUCUUGGAUAAUAAUGAGGGCAAACCAGUGAAGCCACCUACAAAGAAACCCAAAGAAUCAAAGAAACCUGCAGAUGACCAAGACCCCAUUGAUGCCCUCUCAGGGGAUUUUGACAGCUGUCCUUCAACUACAGAAAUCUCAGAGAACAGAGCAAAGGGCAAAGACAAGAAGAAGGCUGCUUCCAGCUCCAAAGCUCCAAAGAAUGGGGGAAAAGCAAAGGAUUCUGCAAAGGCAAAGGAGGAAAUCUCCAAGCCAAAAGCUGAUGAAAAAAAUAAGAGUUAAAGUUCACAUUAUUUGGUAUCUGUACAUAAAACCUUCGGCUGGCGGAUGGUGACUUUUGAAGAACUUUGGCAACAGAAAAUUUUCUGGGUGGCUUCUAGACAGUGGUAUUUGUUGAGUCUUUUGACAACCUAAACAUUGGUCUGUUAUUCUUUUCCCAGAAAAAAAUUGAAUUUGCCUGGUUCAACUGCGCUAUUGUACUGAGUAUUGAUAAACUGAAUUUUUAAAAAUUGCUCUCAGUUGGGAGAGAAAGGAACUUUAUAUUUCUAAGAGAUAUUUGAUAGUUUCUUAAAGCAACACACAAAAAAGAAGAAAAACCUUUGCAAACUUUUGCACAUUCUACACAUAGUGCCUGUAAAUCUCAUCAGUAUUUUCAGUUUGCACUUAAUUUUUUUUGUUGUUAGCAUUUGGAAAACAAUGCUUUAAGCAUUCUUUAAUAUUCUGAUUUCUCAUUAUCCCUUUCUCUUGGGCUUUUGAACUGUAUUUGAUGUUUCUUUGGGUUUAUGUUUAUAAGUCAAACAAAAAAUGUUGUACAAUGGGCACAUAUCUUCUCUUGGGCUGCUAUAUAAUAAAUUAAUAACCUGGACAGACCAGGAAGCACCACACCCCUUUUCAGGUCUAACUCUUUGUCAGAGGCUAGGACUUCUGCACCUUACAGCCAGCACAAAGCAAACAGACUUGAAUCAAAUCAGAAGAACAUAAUACAGAUUAUAUGUCACUGCAUAGAAAGUUCCAAGAAUAAUAAAAUCUACUACUUAGAAUAUUCAUAUUGCUUGAACAUUGUUGGUUUACUGUGUUAAGCUGUGCUUUCCAUUCUCUCCAUAUAAAACCUGACAGCAAUUGUUUGCUUAGAGCCAUUGCCACACCAGUCUCUGCACUGUAUAGCAUCUUUGGCUUUAUGGAAGUUAGGUUUACAAGUACAAAACCAAACUUCUGCUUUAAAAAAAGAAAUCUGAAAUUUAAAAAUUUGCUUUUCCUCCCCACAGCAACUUAAGAACUAGGCCCUGAUAUCCUACAAUUUUGGAUUCUCAGAUCUUUCUGAAUGAAUUGGUUAUGAACAUAGCACUGAUGUCAUUGAUGGGAUUUUGAUAAGUAUUUAAUUUCAUCUUUACUUCCUGGUAAUGAAUACAGGAAAAGACAUCAGGUACAUAUCAUAAACUGAUCUGGAAUCUGUUUCAGAGGGCACGGCCUUCCUUAGCAUCUGUUUAAAGGUCUUAUUUAUUAGGACUUACUGACUUCACUAAAUAUAUCACCAAUAUACUAUGUAAUGCGGGCUGGAGGGGCUAGCAAAAAUAAAUUUGUAAUGGGCAUCAAAUUUUGUUGAUACGCUCUAAAAAUUCUCUUUAAAAAUCAUGGACAUACCUAUGGGAUUUCAAACAUCACCCACUUUAAAUUCUGUGUCUCUAUCACAUCAGAGAUGUAUUUUUCUGAUUCUAAAUCUAGGAAAUAUAGGCGAGUAUUAUGGUGCCUAAAGAGGCCUUUUCAAAGCACUGACCGAAAAAAAAAAAAAAAGAAAAGAAAAACAAAAAACACGUUUCCAGAGGAAUUUUAACUAUGUAUCUAAUUCUUCCAUUUGGAUAGUGUAAAGUGUUUUUUGAUUGUUUAAAAAAGAAGUGAAACCUUUGACAUUGACAGAUGUAUUUGCAAGGAUAUGGCUGCAGUAUUACUAACUUCCAUGCAUAUAUAGAAGUAUUUUUAAAUGACAUACCAAAAUCCAGAGAUUUCAGAAAUGCCUAUAUAAGGUAAAAAUGUAAGGUACUCCGAAUAUGCGUUUUUGUUCAUUAGGAAUGUCUUUAAGACUUGGGUGUUUGCUGGUAAUUAAUGAUGACCUGAGUAAGUGAUAAGAUCUAAAUCAGUCCUUUCUUACCCAUCUAAUUAGGAGGAAAUAACUCAAAUAUAUGCUUACAGGAAAAUAAAAGACAACUUUUUAUUAACAAAAAAGGGUUUUGCACAUUGUUGUGGCAAUAUUGUAUCCAGUUAGGAAAUGGACUUAUCCAAAGACAAAUGAAAAUAGGUUCUUCAGGUGACCAAAACUGAAAAUCACUAUUACCAUGUUUCAUUAGUUAAGAUACAAAAUAUAAUUAAAGAAAAAUAUUUUACAUUAAAA
Messenger RNA from Pteropus alecto (black flying fox), 4489 nucleotides. It is a transcript of the gene CAST, whose product is annotated as calpastatin. Lineage: Eukaryota; Metazoa; Chordata; Mammalia; Chiroptera; Pteropodidae. Gene Ontology annotation, molecular function: calcium-dependent cysteine-type endopeptidase inhibitor activity. The transcript is spliced from 29 exons. Gene Ontology annotation, cellular component: cytoplasm. Bases 175 to 2385 code for a protein of 736 amino acids. The record is from RefSeq and is a predicted model, not a curated record.